AUGGACGCUCGUGAGUUUGAAUGGGAGAGUCAGUUACGUUUUUACUGGGACCAGCUACCUGAUAACCUGACCGUAAGACAGUGUUCAGGGGAGUUUGGCUAUGGUUAUGAAUAUAUGGGAUUGAAUGGUCGUCUUGUUAUCACUCCUUUGACUGAUAGAAUCUAUCUCACGAUUACCCAGGUAUAAAUAUGCUUGAAUGUAGAUUUACUCAAUGUCAACCCAUUGAGCAUACCAUAGUUUAAAAUAACAGAUUAGGGCGCAUUGCCACUUAAAUUAUUAAUAAUUUACGGUUAGUUUAUAACAUGAACUUGUGCUGACUGCAGUGAAUUCACCAAACUUUUGAUUAAUUUUUUGAGGGAGACCAGUUCAGAACUACUCGAUAUAUUUGAAAUUAGUUUAGUUUAGGUUUCCUUCUGUAGUAACAUUGGACCAACAAGGGAUUUUUCUUAGGACCUCUGAGGAGAACAGUGACAGAGCUAUCCAAUAUUGAUAAAGUUAUAGUUUAGUUUAGGUUUCCUCCUGUAGUAACACUGGAUAAAAAAGGGAUGACUUUUACUGGACGUCUUGGAAGAAGAAUUAAGUUAGUUUAGUUAAGUUCGCUUCAAUAACAGCUUGUGGACUAAGGAGAGAUCAGUUGGGACAUGCAGAAUUAAUAGAGCUAUCUUGUACAGGCUAAUUUCCACUCAGGAAAAUUAUCUGUGGAUUGGAACGGACAAGAAAAUUUUUCUUUGUCCUGUGAGCUCUGGGUUGGAACUAAUGACUUUAACACAAAGAAUUUUUUUGUCCGUUCCAAUCCACAGAUAAUUUUCCUGAGUGAAAAUUAGCCUUAAAGGCCCUUUUCCACUCAGGAAAAUUUUCCGCAGAAAGAAAAUUUUAUAAAAUGUGAUUGGCAGACACAAAUUUUCCGUCGGAAAAAUAAUUUUCCAAAUUUUCAUGACAUUUUCGGAAAAUGUUCUAGCUAAUUUUCACUCAGGAAAAUUUUCCGCAGAAAGAAAAUUUUAUAAAAUGUGAUUGGCAGACACAAAUUUUCCGUCGGAAAAAUAAUUUUCCAAAUUUUCAUGACAUUUUCGGAAAAUGUUCUAGCUAAUUUUCACUCAGGAAAAUUUUCCGCAGAAAGAAAAUUUUAUAAAAUGUGAUUGGCAGACACAAAUUUUCCGUCGGAAAAAUAAUUUUCCAAAUUUUCAUGACAUUUUCGGAAAAUGUUCUAGCUAAUUUUCACUCAGGAAAAUUUUCCGCAGAAAGAAAAUUUUAUAAAAUGUGAUUGGCAGACACAAAUUUUCCGUCGGAAAAAUAAUUUUCCAAAUUUUCAUGACAUUUUCGGAAAAUGUUCUAGCUAAUUUUCACUCAGGAAAAUUUUCCGCAGAAAGAAAAUUUUAUAAAAUGUGAUUGGCAGACACAAAUUUUCCGUCGGAAAAAUAAUUUUCCAAAUUUUCAUGACAUUUUCGGAAAAUGUUCUAGCUAAUUUUCACUCAGGAAAAUUUUCCGCAGAAAGAAAAUUUUAUAAAAUGUGAUUGGCAGACACAAAUUUUCCGUCGGAAAAAUAAUUUUCCAAAUUUUCAUGACAUUUUCGGAAAAUGUUCUAGCUAAUUUUCACUCAGGAAAAUUUUCCGCAGAAAGAAAAUUUUAUAAAAUGUGAUUGGCAGACACAAAUUUUCCGUCGGAAAAAUAAUUUUCCAAAUUUUCAUGACAUUUUCGGAAAAUGUUCUGUCCAUGGAAAUUUUUCUUGAGUGGAAAUGGGCCUGUUAUACGCAUUAUUCAUUUUUUUGCAGGCUUUAUCAAUGUACCUUGGUGGAGCUCCUGCCGGACCUGCAGGCACGGGUAAGACAGAGACCACGAAAGACUUGGCGAAAGCUCUGGGGUUACUCUGUGUUGUCACCAACUGUGGAGAAGGCAUGGACUAUAAG
This is a messenger RNA of Paramuricea clavata, 1904 nucleotides long. The record is from the annotation of a GenBank genome assembly. NCBI's taxonomy places the organism in Eukaryota, Metazoa, Cnidaria, Anthozoa, Malacalcyonacea, Plexauridae.